Messenger RNA from Plasmodium knowlesi strain H, 2079 nucleotides. RefSeq names its product conserved Plasmodium protein, unknown function. The coding region runs from base 1 to 2079 and encodes 692 amino acids. The transcript has 6 exons. The record is from RefSeq and is a predicted model, not a curated record. Lineage: Eukaryota; Apicomplexa; Aconoidasida; Haemosporida; Plasmodiidae.
AUGAGCACACCAAUAUGCAGCAGCUAUCUGCAUAAUAUAUACCUAGAAUUUAGCUUAUUUAACAAUUUUUUAAGAGAUUUAAAUCGAGAAAUAAAAAAUGGCAAUAACGAAAGGUACACGCCUAUAUAUGAUAGCUGUAUUGAAAAUGCAUAUAGCAUACAAAAUAAAUUUUAUGCAUGGAACAGUGAAGAAGAAGAUAUUGAUGAAAAAUUCAUAGAAUACUUUUCUCAAAACUUUAUAAUAAAUAUUAAAACAUUCUUAAGGACAAACUUCUGCUCUAUAGAUGAGAAUUUGGACAAUUUAAAAAAUAGAAAUAAAAAAUUAAUUGAGAAAUUAAAGGUGGAUUUAGAGAAUGCAGAAAAUCAGGAAAAUUACAUAUAUGAAUUGGAAAAGAGCUUAAAAUGCGAAAAAGAAAAAAAUAGAAACGCACAUAACUUACAGGAGAAAAUAAACAAUCUUGUAAAUCAGAAUGAAAAACUUAAGAACAAGAACGAACAAUUGGAGAUGUCUUCAUGGAAGCAAAAAGAAGAAAACAGUAAAAUAAAAGUUGAACUAAACAAAUUUCUGUCUCUCAAGGAAAAGGGGAGAAAUAUUGAUAACGAUAAAAGAUGUUAUAACAGAUUGAACAAAACCAUGAGUACACUAUUUAAAAGAAUUAAUAACAACAUACGGAGAAGAACGGAAAACAAAUUGUUGUUAGGGAAAUGUAGGAGCUACAGUGCCAGCUUCUUACAUACUUUCAACAGUAUAAUGCUUGAUGAGGGGAAUCACAUUCGUGAAGAAAAUCAGUAUACAGGAGAAAAUGGGCAUAAAGCGGAAAGUUACGGACAAAGAAAUGAUAUAGAGAAAAAUGAUGCCGGAAAAAAUGGCAUAUUGCACAGUUGUGCUCGAAAGAACGAUGGGCUUCAAAGUGCAGCAGUGCAAAAUGACAUAACAACGAAUGACCACUUUUAUCACGAACCCAGCGCAAAUAUUAAAAGGAGAAAAAAACAAAUUCAUCUAGAUCAUCAUAUGCAUCCAAGAACUCAUGAAAUAGUUAGCAAUAUGAUCAAUUCAAGCAAUUUUUUUUUUAGAGGAGACAAAAGGGGAAUAUGUAGAAAUGAAUUAAACUGGUAUAAUUUUGAGGAAAAGGAUAAUUUUAAAAUUAAAGGUCAAGGCGAAAAGAUAUACACAAAUAUAGAACCUAUAAAUGACAAAAAUAUGGAAGGGAAAUGCCAUAAAGGAAAGAAAUUGUUUAAAAAUAGCUGCAUGCUUAAAAGAAUUUUCACUCAUAAUGAUUAUUGCACAGAAGGAGAAAAUACCUUGUCUUGUUGCAGUAAUACUUUACUUAUUGAUAUAAGAAAAGCGAUAAGAAAUAACCGAACGUUUUUAAUUAACUCUUUAUUAAGAAAACGGACAUAUAGAAUUAAAAAAAGGAAAAUUGGGAAAUUAAGAACAUUACUGAAGGAUAAAGAGGUAAAUAGAUUUAUUCUAUAUUCUGUUUCUAUCUUGCACUUCAUUCUUUUACUUUACAUUUCUAAAUGUAAUUUUAAGGAGUAUGCUCAGAAAGGAGAUGAUCAGUUGCAUGCCGAAAGCAACAUGAUAAUGGAGGAUUAUAGAAGCACUAUUGGCAAUUUCUAUGAGUACAUAAAAAAAGACAUAAAAAUUGUUAUUGAGCGAGAUGGCAACAUAAACAUCGACCUUUUUUCGAAUUAUUUUAAAAACAUUAUAAAGGAAAUCCACGACGAAAAAAAUAAUGUUAAAAAAAAAAAAAUUGAUAAAAUUACCAGAAAAUACCUCCGGAAAAUUGAUUCUUACAGAUUGCGAGAGCGGGAUUUUUUCGAAGACGAAGGAAUUGUAGAAACCAAGAGUUGCAAAUAUUACAAUAGGAAUUUAAAUAAAUACGACUCAUUUGAUUUAAGGAAAAUUUUAAAAAAUAAUUAUGAACAAUGCGAAUUCAGUAGUGACCAUGAAGAAGAAGGACCGUUUUCUUUCUACGAAAAUAGAAAUAUAAGAAUUAUUGACAGAUUAAAAGAUUUAAAAAAUAACAUUUCAUUUUUUAAGUUUUAUGAUUUAAUUGAUUUCCCAAGUAAAUCCUAA